AUGGCUUUGCGAUUGGCCUCUCGCGAGUUCUUGAACUUUGCUCGCAGCGGGGGAAUUCAUACCCAGUUGAAGAAAUUGAGCGAAAUGUUGAUGGCAAUUCGAGCAGUGCUCAGCGAUGCAGAGGCUAAGCAAAUAACGUGGGAAGAUAUGAGAUUCUGGAUGAAUGGUCUAAGUGAUUUGGCUUACGAUUUGGAUGAUCUACUUGACGGAAUCGCAACCGUAGCUUUUGCACAUGAAUUGAAAUCCCAGCCUGAAACAGCUACCACAAGUAAGGUACAAAAAUUCAUCCCUACUUGUUGUACUAAUUUUCGUAGAUCUGUUACGCUCAAGAUAAAGAUGGGUCAUAAGAUUGAGGAGAUCACUUAUAGAUUACAAGAUAUUGUAAAACUGAAAGAUGAUUUGGAUUUGAGGGUUAUUCGAGAAGCAAGGUCAAACACAGAAAGGGAGAGCUUGUCAACAACUUCCUUGGUCGAUGAGCCCCAUGUUUAUGGUCGGGAAAAGGAAAAAGAAAAAAUACUUGAAUUGUUGCUCAGGGAUGAAGCAUGUAAUGAUGAAACAUGCGUCAUUUCAAUAUGUGGUAUGGGUGGUGUCGGCAAGACUACUCUUGCUCAACUUGUGUACAAUGAUGAGAAAGUGGAGGAUUUCUUUGAUUUGAAAGCAUGGGUGUGUGUUUCGGAAGUGUUCAAUGUAUGCAUGAUAACCAAGAUUAUUCUUGAGGAGGUCACCAAAGAAAGAUGUGAUUCCAAGACCUUCGAGAACUACGAAAAAUGGGAUCUCCUUUGUGCUCCUUUUCGAGUUGGGCUACCUGGAAGUAAAAUUAUUGUUACAACUUGGAAUGAAGGUGUUGCAUGUAUCAUGGGUUCUGUUAUUGCUUACCUUCUGAAUGUUUUGGCAGAAGACUAUUGUUUUUCUUUGUUGGCUCAGCAUGCAUUGGGCAAAAUAAAUUUUGAUGACCAUCCAAAUUUGGAACUAAUUGGCAAGGAUAUAGUCAGAAAGUGUAGAAGUUUGCCUUUGGCAACAAAGACACUAGGAGGCCUUUUGCAUACUAAACAUAACUCAAAUGAGUGGAAAGUUAUACUGAUUAGCAAAAUCUGGGAGUUAUCUGAGCACAAGAGCUGUAUUCUUCCAGCUCUCAGAUUAAGCUAUCAUCCUCUCCCUUUUCACUUAAAGCAAAUGUUUGCAUAUUGUGCUAUAUUUCCAAAGGACUAUGAGUUAGUUUUGUUAUGGAUGGCAGAUGGAUUUCUACAACAAUCAGAAGAAAUGGAAGUUCUUGGUGGCAGUUAUUUCAUUGAGCUAUUAUCAAGGUCCUUCCAACGUUCAGGUUGCACAGAAUCAAAAUUUGUGACCUUUUGAACGAUCAAGCUCAAUAUGUUUCCACGGAAAUAUGCUUUAGGUUGCAUUAUAAUAUGG
This is a messenger RNA of Ilex paraguariensis (yerba mate), 1410 nucleotides long. The record is from the annotation of a GenBank genome assembly. NCBI's taxonomy places the organism in Eukaryota, Viridiplantae, Streptophyta, Magnoliopsida, Aquifoliales, Aquifoliaceae.